UUUUUUGUUUGACAAAAAUUUCAUUAUCUUUGGGAAAAUCUUAGAGGAACCCACUUUUGAUGUUGGAUUGCAGGACAUGUUUGUUGCAGGAAGUGACACAACAGCAGCAGCACUGGAGUGGACAAUGGCAGAGCUGAUGAGAAAUCCAGCUGCCAUGAAGAAAGCCCAAGAGGAAGUAAGAACAAUAACAGGAAAGAAAUCAAAGAUCGAAGCCGAAGAUAUUCAAAAGAUGGAGUAUAUUCAGUUUGUCAUAAAGGAAUCUCUAAGGCUCCACCCGCCAGUUCCUCUGCUAGUGCCACGCGAAACAGCAGCAGAUGUGGAGAUCGAUGGCUACCAUAUUCCAUCAAAAACAAGAGUUUUUGUGAACGCCUGGAAAAUUCAAAGGGACCCCGAAUAUUGGCUCAAUCCAAACGAGUUCAUUCCAGAGAGGUUUAUGGAUAACAGUUUAGUAGAUUACAAAGGCCAAGACUAUGAGUUUAUUCCGUUUGGGAGUGGGAGAAGGAAGUGCCCAGGAAUGCCAUUUGGGGUUGCUUCAUUUGAACACGCCUUGGCUAAUCUUCUCCAUUGGUUUGAUUGGAAGCUUCCCUGUGGCUGUGAACUGAUCGUUGAAGAAGAAAGUGGGCUCACCGUUCGCAAGAAAAUCCCUCUCCUUCUCAAUCCAAUCCCGUAUAUCUAAUCAUAUUUAAAUAAAUAAUUCUCAUGUGGGUAACUUUAUUAUGCAGUUAUAUUUUGUGUAAACAAGUUUAUUGGUCGUUAUGAAUUUAUCUAAACUAUAUAGGUCACAUGAGACACUUCUAUCACAUAGGGGGUCUCCCGUUCAAAAAAAAUUGGAUGUGUAGUACAUCCCUAUAUAUACGACCCACACGUGCGAAC
Cucurbita maxima (winter squash) is the source of this 873-nucleotide messenger RNA. RefSeq names its product cytochrome P450 71A1-like. The record is from RefSeq and is a predicted model, not a curated record. Bases 77 to 676 code for a protein of 199 amino acids. The transcript has 2 exons. Lineage: Eukaryota; Viridiplantae; Streptophyta; Magnoliopsida; Cucurbitales; Cucurbitaceae. Gene Ontology annotation, molecular function: iron ion binding; heme binding; oxidoreductase activity, acting on paired donors, with incorporation or reduction of molecular oxygen.